AUGAAAUUGAAACAAUUUUUCAUAGUAGCAGUCAAACCAAUUAAAAUAAACAAAACUUUAGAACGUUUAGGAAAAUUGCCUUCAAAAUAUCUAUUAUCUCCAGUCUUAAAAGAAUAGAACGAUAUAAACCCUUAAGAAUUAAAAGAAUAAACUGGUUUAGAUUUUCAAUAUUAAUAUUAACCAAAUAAAGUUGGUAGAUAGAAUCAUUAUUUUUUGACUUAAGAGUAAUAUAAAGAAUUUGCAUAUAAAAAUCCUCAUGGGAAAGUUCAUAUAUUUAAUUACUAAGAUGUAAAUUUCACAUUGGCAGGAUCAUAAUGGGAACAUAUACCAAUAAAAAAUCUAUAUAAACUCUUAUUAUUUUCCAGACCAUCAUUAAUUAUGCUUUAAAUGAAACCUGAUCAAAUACUUAAAGGUUUUGAUUAUAAAUUUAAAUCAUCAAAAGAUUAUAUCAAUUAAAUUAUCAGAAAUCCUGAUGAGAUUAUGCCUGCUGGAUAUCAUGAAAAAAUAGCAGAAGCCUUAUAACAUGAUAAAUUGGAAUUUUUAGAAUAUGAACCUUAUAUAAAUAAAGAAAGAAUUGAUUAUGAUAAAAUAGCCACUAUUUCAUAUUUUGCCAAAAAAUUUAAUGCAAAAAUAAUGUUAGCUGAUAUUCCAGCUCUCAUUUUCAGAGAAACCCUAUGUAAUUAAUUAACAUUACCUUAAUUAUAAUAAUAUUUUUAAAUUGCAUGUAUGGCAACACCUUAAAAUCCAGAUAUUAUUCCAAAUACUCCUAUGAAUGUUGCAUAUUAAAUAUUACCUCAUAUAUUUUUAAAAAGAUCAGAUGAAUUCAUGACUACUUUAAUAGAGUAUUUGGCAGCUAAAAAAUCAUACAAAAGAGUUUUUGGUAUAUUAGGCAAUAUGUAAUCUGAUGCUAUUGUAAAUUUAUUAGAUAAUAAAAGUGCAUCUCAUUUAAGAUAUGAAUUGGAAAUACCUAAAAUAAAGAAAACUCUAUUCAAAGAUUUAACAUGUGAAGAUUUAAUUGAAAGACAUGCAAUAUUAGAUGUGAUGUAUUAUGGGGAUAUAGAAGAAGAAAUUGAUCCUGAAUAAUAAGAUUAUUAUUUUCCAGAAACUAUGGCUAUUAUUGAUAAAUAUGCUGAUCCAUAAUUUAUUGAUAAAACUAGACCAGCAUAAAUGAGAUAUUUACAUUUAGAAAUGCUUAAAAAAUAUUCUAUAUUCCAACAAAAAUAUUAUAAAAUGGGAAAAUCAAAAUUAAAAGAAGAAUAUAUGGAAAAAGCCAAUUUAGUAUGA
Paramecium primaurelia is the source of this 1284-nucleotide messenger RNA. NCBI's taxonomy places the organism in Eukaryota, Ciliophora, Oligohymenophorea, Peniculida, Parameciidae. The record is from the annotation of a GenBank genome assembly.